Molecule: messenger RNA, 1988 nt
Organism: Pecten maximus
Lineage: Eukaryota; Metazoa; Mollusca; Bivalvia; Pectinida; Pectinidae
Exons: 3
Coding region: 78-1100 (340 amino acids)
Source: RefSeq, a predicted model, not a curated record
GUGUAUAUAUAAGUAUAAUAUUAAGACACAUAUUACUGGAGGUAUAAUAUUUAGUUGAGUCAGUCCGAAAGGUAAACAUGGCGACUUCUUUACCUAAAGGAACGUCAGCUGAUAGCCAAAGUUUUGACAGGGACACUGUCGUGAAAGAGCUGAAAGAGAAUGGAUAUGCCGUAGUAAAGAACGUUUUUACGCCUGAACAGUGUGAUGAAUACAUUCAGCAGUACAGAUCUUGGAUGAAAAAGUUUGACCGUGCAGGCAUCGAAUGUUCACAUAAACAUUCAAUAAUCCAGUCUUACAGAACAGGCCAUUUUGCGGCAACAUGGGCGGUUAGGCUUAAAGCGAAGCCAGUGUUCGCAAAGAUAUGGAAAACAGAGAAACUACUCUCCAGUGCGGAUGCCGUAGCUAUAUCUAAACCUCCAGAAGAAGGAAGUGAUGAUUUCGCCAAUCCAAAUCGUGAAUGGCUACAUCUAGACCAAGCUGUACAUAGGGAGGGCCUCCACGCCUUCCAGGGCGGGGUCAAUUUAGAGGAGAGCACUGACACAGAUCACUGCUUCCGGGUCAUGGCAGGGUCACAUGUAUAUCACAAGGAAUUCUACCGAACAUUUCCGAACGCUGCCGAAAAAUCACGACGGAUAGAACACUAUAAGCUCAACGACGUUGAGAAAGAUUGGUAUAGUAAAAGAGGAUGUAAACGGACAAAAGUUCCGGUUCCGAAAGGUGGUAUGGUUUUGUGGGAUUCCCGAACGGUUCAUGACAAUAUCAAACCAGAAUACGGUCGGCCAAACAAAGACAGGUGGCGUUUUGUAGUGUUUGUGUCUAUGACCCCAGCGAUUUGGGCAUUUCCAGAAGACUUGGCGAAAAAGAGGGACGCCUAUGAAAAUCUGCUGACAACAUCUCAUUGGUCAUCACAGGGCGUGAGAGCAUUCAAGGAAUACAACCCUCAAAAAGAUGAUCCAAAAUAUACUAUCCUAACACAGCCUGACAUUGCGAAAACAAGGGAAGCUAGGCUUUUACUCGGAAUAGAAGAGUAUGAUUUUGAGGAUGGUGAGCCGAAUGGCCCAAAGACACCAACAUGGCAAGACUAUAACGAACGUGUAUAGGAACAUCAUAGAUUGCCUAUUCGGCUUCAAUUCAGAAAGAAUGUAGAAAUUUAGCAUAAAAGGAAUAGACAUAUCUAAAUAAAAUUCGAUUGGCCAACUUCACUGAUUAUUUUGGACAUCGUGACAAUAUAAGUAUCUGAUACAAUGUGGAGUGUACAAGCAUUAAAAUACACUGAUACACUAUAAUAGCUGCCUGAUGGUGCUCCCUGUGUUCAUGUCAUUAUGAUAUUUGACUUUGAAACAGUUCUCGUGCUCAAAUACUUUUAGUGUUAAAUGAUGAGAUGAGGAUGAGAUUUUGAUGAUUGUAUGAUGAUGAUGACCAUGAUGAUGAUGAGAAUGAUGAUGAUAUUAUGAUGAUAAGAUUAUGAUGAUAAGGUUGUGAUGAUUAGUAUGAUGAUGAGAAUAUGAUGUGAUGAAGAUACUAUGAUGAUUAGUUUGAUAAUGAGAUGAUUAUGAUAUUAUGAUUAUAAUGUUGAUACUGAUGAUGAUGAGAGAUCAUGAUGACUGUAUGAUUAUGAGAUAAUGAAGAUAAUUAGUAGGAUGAUGAUAUUAUGAAGAUAGGAUUAUGAUGAUGAGAUGAUGAUGAUGAUGAUGAUGAUGAUGAUGAUGAUAUUAUGAAGAUUAGUUUGAUGAUAAGAUGAUGGUUAUGAUUAGUUUGAUAAUGUGAUGAUGAUAUUAUGAUGAGAUUAUGAAGAGAUGAUGAUAAUGAUGAUGAUAUUAUGAUUAUGGUUAUUAUUAUGAUGAUGAUGAUGAAAGACCUAGUUUGUGAUGAUGGUGAAGAUGAUUGUAUAAAAAACAUACCUAUUGGAAUUGAUGUAUGUAUGUGUGUGUGAUUAUUAAUGUAUUUAUGUAUUAAAAAUGCCUUAAAAAUUAAAAAUUAAAAAAAAA